ACAGGGAAUAACGGGAGCGGGGUCUGUUAGGAAAUUAAAUCACUGCGGAGGGAAACGAGGUCGAGCGGCAGGAAUCGAACCUUCAACCCGACGGAGGAGCAGCCGGUGGAGCGGUGAGAUGAGAGAGGAACCACAGCGAUGAAGAUGAAGAUGCUCUCCGCUCCCCUCUGGACCUCCUGAUUCGUCCGAUUAGCUUCCACAGCUCAUCUCCCUUCAUACACAAUCACAUCUAUCUCACUGGCUCCUUUUGGUUGAACACUAACCCUCGCUACCACUUCACAAACAGCCUCUCUGUAGAAACAUGGCCAACAUGUGUCCGUACGGCCGCUUCACCCACGCCGUGGUGAGGGGCAUCCCAGAGACCUUUGGGAAGGCCGCGGCAGACGCCCGGGAGAACGGCGAGGCCUCGGUGGACCUGGCCAAAGCCCAGCGUCAGUUCGGCUGCCUGACGGGAGCCCUGAGGCAGAAGGUGGGCCUGCAGCUCAUCGAGAUCCCCCCCGACCCGGACCUGCCGGAGAGCUGGAGGAUGGAGGAUGUGGCGGUGAUCCAGGGCGACACGGCGCUCAUCACCAGGCCCUUCAAGCAGCAGAGACGCAGCGAGGCGGAGGCGGUCAGGAGGAUCAUGUCGGAGCUGAACCUGACCGUGGUGGAGAUGGGGAGUGAGGAGGGCGACUCUGGAGGAGCCACGCUGGAGGGCAGCGACGUCCUCUUCACCGGGAGGGAGUUCUUCGUCGGCAUCUCGUCCCACACCAACCGCAGAGGAGCCGAGGUGCUGGCUGACACUUUCAAGGACUUUGCCGUGUCCACGGUCCCGGUCUGUGGUGGAGCCCGACUGAAGAACAUCUGCUCCAUGGGAGGACCAGACACCAUCAUCAUCAGCAACAGUGAAGGGGCCAAGAAGACACUCCGGAUGAUGGAACAGCUGACCGAUCACCACUAUGAAAUCCUGACGGUCCCAGAGGAAGUGGCCGCAAACUGCAUCUACAUCAAAGGUCCAUCGAAACGCGACUUCCUGCUGCACCGGCCUGCGGAGGAGUGUCCUGAGAGCGUCUCUGCCUUCCAGAAGCUGCAGGACUACACCCUCCUGCCUACAGCCUGCAGCGAGGCCUCCAAACUGGGAGCGUCUCUGUCGUCACUCUGCCUCCUCAUCAACAGAAAACACACAUAUUUCUGAAGGGUCCGCUCAGUUUAUUACACAGCAUUUAACCUGCACGUGUUCAUGUAGCAGUGGAGGCAUCACCCGCUUUCCCCUCAUCAAAAUCCUUGUCUAUUUAUUGUUAUAGGAAACACUGACAUGCAGAAUUUGUAUGAAGGAGAGUAUGAUCCAUCUGUUGCUGUGGUAAACAAGUUGAUUGUUGGCACAGCUGCCCCCUGUUGGACAAACAGUGCAGACCAUUAAGUCUUAAGACCACUCAUGAAACCACUGAAUUCAUCUGUAGUUUCUCACUGUUCAACUCGUCGCUUGUGAGCUGACGAGACUUUGCAGGAACUGACGGACAUGUUACAUAAAAAUGUUUAAAAUCUUCCAUUUCAGUUUGAGUUAACUAAACUUAAGAACCUUGUGGUACCAAAAUCUAACUCCAACCCAUUUAUAGCUUUUACAUUACAAUUAAAGUUUGGUAUUAAUUUCAUGAUAAAAUAGCUGCAAGUUCAUUUGCUUUAACUUUUCAAUGUAUUAAUUUGUAGAUGUCAAUAAAA
Molecule: messenger RNA, 1698 nt
Organism: Limanda limanda (common dab)
Lineage: Eukaryota; Metazoa; Chordata; Actinopteri; Pleuronectiformes; Pleuronectidae
Gene: ddah2
Product: DDAH family member 2, ADMA-independent
Exons: 6
Coding region: 302-1174 (290 amino acids)
Biological process (GO): positive regulation of nitric oxide biosynthetic process; arginine metabolic process
Molecular function (GO): dimethylargininase activity; amino acid binding
Source: RefSeq, a predicted model, not a curated record